CAGUGAUCAAACAAUCGCGGUUCGCAUUGAAUAUACAUAGUUCUCCCAGAUCAGCUAGCAUGCAUAUCAAAUCAUCAUUGUUUGUUUUUCUCCUGGGUCUAACCAUUGGAGUGAUGUGGAUCCAAGCGGAGACCCAACAGCCCAUUACAGAGACCUGCCUGGUCUGUAUGUGCCAGGCCUUGAGCGGUUGCAAUGAUACGGCUGUUUGUGUGAAUGGAGCUUGUGGCAUCUUCAGGAUCACCUGGGAUCAGUGGGUGGACUCCGGGCGAUUCACCAUAGCCGGGGACUCGCCUUUAACGGAUAGCUCCUUCACCAACUGUGCCAACGAUCCCAUAUGUGCUGCCAAUACAUUGCAAAGUUAUAUGGUUAAAUACGGUCAGGAUUGUAAUGAUGAUCAAACGGAGGAUUGCUAUGAUUAUGGAGCCAUCCAUUAUAUGGGUCCUUUUAACUGCAAAGCGGAUAUGCCGUACACCUAUGAGAGCAUCUUCAAGCGCUGCCUUCGAGAUGCUUUGCGGGCGGAGAAGCGCCAGAAAGCCACCUGAAAUUCUGGGAAUGCAUUAAACCCAGUAUAGUAACUUAAUAAAUUAGUAAAUUAUGAGGAAGAGUCCACUUUA
Messenger RNA from Drosophila serrata, 614 nucleotides. RefSeq names its product lysozyme. Gene Ontology annotation, molecular function: lysozyme activity. The record is from RefSeq and is a predicted model, not a curated record. NCBI's taxonomy places the organism in Eukaryota, Metazoa, Arthropoda, Insecta, Diptera, Drosophilidae.